Molecule: messenger RNA, 4354 nt
Organism: Lindgomyces ingoldianus
Lineage: Eukaryota; Fungi; Ascomycota; Dothideomycetes; Pleosporales; Lindgomycetaceae
Product: TPR-like protein
Exons: 7
Coding region: 479-4354 (1291 amino acids)
Molecular function (GO): protein binding
Source: RefSeq, a predicted model, not a curated record
ACCGGUAUCAAAGUUGACCGCCUGUGAUUGUCGCCACUUCUCUAGCACCGCCACGAAAGAACAGCCACAGUCUUCGAAUCAACACUGGAGAAAGUGGACGGGUGACUGAUUUAGCGUUCAAUACGAAAGUGGGAUCGAAUGCGAGCUACGAUAUGCAACAGAAUACGAAUCGGCAGGAUUGAUUGGUUUCGAUUUAGCAUACCGAGUAUUUCCCGAAUUGAUAUCAUUCGCCUAUGGUCGUGGCUGCAUGUCCCCCAUGCUCAUUUCUUCAACUCCAGACAUGCCACCACAGAGGGGCCUUGGAGGCUGAGCGCCUCCCCGCAUCUUCGUGCCGGUGAGUGUGUUGACAUGACAGUAGUAUUAGCUUUCCAAGCCAUAAAUACAACUUGCAAUCUGUUCGAGUAUUGAUGUCUCGACACCCCUAGACUUCAGAUUUGUUUGCAUUCGUGGUUUGAUUUGCACAGCGAGUAUUGUCAAUAUGUCUCACGUUCAUCGUACGGGCCUUACCGAACUUCAUUCCGGCAUCGGGUUCAAUGGCGAGCUUCCAAAAGCGAACAUUGUCUUUAUUCACGGCCUCGGUGGUCAUCCUCAGAAUACCUGGAGUUGUAAAUACGCAUCUCCUAGCCAGGAUGCUUCAAGUCGACGUUCCUCUGCAGACACGGGCUCCACUGGCCGAAAGGGUUCCAUGUUCAAUAAGUUUUUGCCCAUCAAGCGAACGAAGACAGGCAUGAACACAGGCCUGGGCGACCGCACUCUCUCCAUUGCUCCCUCUACCUACACGAUGGAUACGACGUCAGAGUCCAUCUCGCCCCGCGAGUCCAACAUUGAUCCCUUGAGUCACGAGCCAGAGCCAAUAAUUAGCCCGACGAUGGGGCCAAUGAAUCAUAAGAAAGUGUUUUGGCCGAGGGACCUACUACCAAAGGACUUUCCGAACACUCGAAUCUUGACGUUUGGGUAUGAUGCCGAUCUGGUCAGUUUGACAACGACAGGGGCGAGGGCGAAGUUAAACUUCACUCAACAUGCACACGACCUGUUGGUUACGCUUAACAGGGAGUUGGAUGAUGAGGUUCCCAUCAUUCUCUGUGCCCACAGUCUUGGAGGUGUUCUCGCCAAAAGAGCACUUUGGGAAUCCAAAACCUCUCCAAACCCCCAACUUCAAAAACUAGCUAAUCUGACGAAAGUCGUCAUGUUCUUUGGCUCUCCUCAUCGCGGAUCUAGCACAGCUGGCUGGGGCGAAAUAGGUACCAAAAUUGCGUCCAUGGUGAAGCUAGACUCUGCUCAGCAUCUUGUGUCAAGCUUGAAGCUUGACUCGGAGAUCUUAGAUAAUAUUCAUUCAGAUUUUAUGAAGCUGUUGAUUGCUGGGACUUUCUACAUUCAUACGUUCCAGGAGGGAAGGCCUAUCAACAAUGUUAUCGGGAAGAUCGUCGAGGACUUUUCAUCCAAGAUUGAUGAUGCAACCCCGAUGCAGAUCCACGAAGUGAUCGACGGCCAUCACCGGAAUAUGAUUCGCUUUCGUACCGCGCAAGAUUCCGGGUACCGCAAGGUGAUCAGCGCAUUGAAACAAUAUAUGAAUAUGCUUAGCAAGAAACACGACAUUGAAAGGAUGUCCAUCGCGAGCAGCUUCUCCGCAAAAGAGAUGCCAACACGAACAUAUUUCAGCGUUCCCUACGAGCGCAACCCCAAUUUUGUGGGCAGAGAGGAGUGCCUCGAGGCGAUUGAUAAGAUCUUCUCGGGGCCAAAGAAAACACAGGUUGCAAUCGAGCUGGCCUACCGAUGGAAGCAAUUCUUCCCCAUGUUCUCCGUAUUCUGGGUCCAUGCCACCAGCAUUGACCGCUUCAAUGACGGCUUACAAGGCAUCUUAGAAAAGCUUGAGAUCCCACAUUCUGCUGAAACCAACGUGGCAAAUGUAGUCGAGGAAUGGCUGCGCAAUAGAGCUAAUGGCCGCUGGCUCUUGAUCGUAGACAACGUGGACAAGGAAGACGUCCUAGACGAAAACAAAGGCAAAGGAGCAUUCAAAAUGCUCUCGUGCAUUCCAAAGACAGAUCACGGCCACGUCCUCUUCACAUCCCGCUACAAACGCGUCGCCAUGAACCUCACCUCCGACCUGGUCCGCCUGGACCAAAUGUCCAAACCCGAAGCUGUCGAACUCCUGAAACUCAACCUCCACGAAUGCUACGAUGAAACCCAAUCCACCGACGCCGACAAACUCCUCGAAGAGCUCUCCUACAUCCCGCUCGCUAUCGCACAAGCCGCAGCCUACAUCCGCGAAAACGAAAACACUAUCGCCGACUACCUUGAGUUGUACCAAGAAUCCGAGGAAAAUCGCGUCGAAUUACUAGAACAGAGCAUUGCGGAGCUGGGUAUUUCUGACCCGGAGACUCCAAAAACGGUUCUCACCACCUGUUGGAUGUCGUUUAGUCGGCUGCAGGCUGAUGGUGCCGCAGGUCCGCUCGCCACCGAACUCUUGUCCGUCAUGAGUUUCCUGGAUCGUCAGGAGAUUCCGAGGGCGUUGUUGAGGGGGUUUAGGCCUAAGGCUGGGAGUUUGAAGUUGAAUAAUGCGUUGGGGAUUUUGAAAGCGUAUUCGCUAGUUACGGAGAAUACGGAGACGAAGAAUUUCGCUAUGCACCGGCUUGUGCAGUUAAGUAUGCGGAAGUGGCUAGAGACGAAGGACUUGGAGAAGAGGUAUUCUGAGGAGGCCCUCACACUACUUGCGGAUAGCUUUCCGGAUGGCAGCUUCAAGACGUGGGAGAGCUGCAAGGCGUUAAUUGUACAUGCGGAUACCGUGCUCGAGCUCACGGUGGAUUCAGAGAACCGAUCGGCUCGAGCGAAACUGCUGCAGAACUGCGCCAAUUUCCAGAACGGCCGAGGACAAUACGCAGCAGCCGAAAUGAAGUUUGUGGAGGUUGUCAGGCUUAGGACUGAAUUUGUUGGCGCGGACAACACGGACACAUUGCGCGCUGUGGACCAGCUCUCUUGGACGCUGAGAAAUCAGGCCAAGAACGACGAGGCGCUCGAGAUAGCGAAGCAAACUCUAAGUAAAAAAGAGCAACUCUUUAGUAAAAAGAGCGCCGAAGCUCUCACAACAUCCCACAUCGUCGCCACUAUUACUGGGGAUAGAGGAAAGCACCAAGACGCGGCCAAACUCCACGAAGAGAACCUCGAAGCCCGCAAGGAGCUCCUCGGCGCCGAACACCUCGACACUCUCCGCAGCGCUGCCAGCCUCUCGCUCGAGCUCUGGGAACUGGGGAAAUUCGUUGACGCAGAGAAUCUCGCUAGGCAAACGCUCGCGUCGCGCACCCAGCUUCUGGGCGAGGAGCAUCCGGAUACGCUCGAAAUCGCCGGCACUCUCGGUUUCAUUCUUGAAAUCCAAGGCAAGUAUCAAGAAGCAAAAGAGCUGAAAUACAAUAUGUUGCAAAUCCGCCAGCGUAUCUAUGGAGAAGACCAUCCAGAUACCGCGGAUUCCAACCACGACAUGGGCUGGAUACUGCACCAAAUGGGCCUCUACGACGACGCAGAGCCAUUCUACGAGCAAGCGCUCAAAGCAAAAUUACGGCUACUAGGGGAGACUCAUCCAAAGACCCUCACAACAAUGUGCAACUAUCCCGUCUUCUACUGCGACAAAGGCGAAUAUGAUAAAGCCGAGGAGCGAUCGAAACGGCUCAUCACCGUGUUCAAACGAGUACAAGGGGACAUGCAUCCGCAAACUCUAGACGCGAUGGGAGGUUUGGCGGUGAUACUUCGCCACCAAGGGAAGUUGGAGGAAGCAGCCAAAAUAGCUCGGACAUCUAUCGAUGGGAGGAAUAUCGUUCUCGGCCCAGAUCAUCCGUGGACAUUACCACCAGUGAGUCACUGGGGGUAUGUGUUAUCGCUCCAAGGGGAGCUGGAUAAAGGCGAAGAAGUUAUCCGCACCGCGCUAAGGAGCCUGGAAAAAGCAAUGGGAUCUGAACACGGCAAUGUUCUGACAUCCCUGGUCUUCCUGUCCAAAAAUCUCCUCCGGCAAUCUACCGGUCCUGAGGACCCGAAAUUGGAAGAAUCAGAGCAGUUGGCACAGCGCGCGCUGGAUAGUAGGAAGAAAUUACUGGGGGAUAAUCACCCAUAUACAUAUAAGACUAUGCAUCAUCUAGCAAGAGUGUUAAUGGCGAGAGGGAGAUAUGAAGACGCGGAGAAACUGGCGAGGCACGCAUUGGGUGGGUUGUGUAGGACGUUGGGGGCAGAACAUCCGGAUGUGAGUCGUGCGGAUGAGGAGUUGAGGGAGAUGGAGGCAAAGGUUGAGGAGGUGGGGAGGAAGAUGGGGGACAGGAAGGAGGGAGGGGAUGGCGAGGAGGAUGGAAAGGUUGAGGUUAUUGAUAUCUAG